Messenger RNA from Myotis daubentonii (Daubenton's bat), 1491 nucleotides. RefSeq names its product tRNA methyltransferase 10C, mitochondrial RNase P subunit (gene TRMT10C). Gene Ontology annotation, molecular function: tRNA binding. The record is from RefSeq and is a predicted model, not a curated record. Gene Ontology annotation, biological process: mitochondrial tRNA 5'-end processing; positive regulation of mitochondrial translation. Lineage: Eukaryota; Metazoa; Chordata; Mammalia; Chiroptera; Vespertilionidae. Gene Ontology annotation, cellular component: nucleus; mitochondrion; nucleoplasm.
AUGCCUGUUUUCCUCAAAAUGAGUAUUGGUAUCACCUUCAUAAGACCUUUUGCCAGAGUUCUGGUGCCAUUUACCCUUAAUAAGAAGAGAAGGGUUUUAUAUUCAACGAUUCUGAACAGAUACAUGUCUUCCAAAAUACCAGCUGAAUCCUAUCCUAAAAAGGAAAAUACAUCACCUGAACAGCUGGAAUUGGAUGGGUGGAAAAUUACAAUGAAAUCUAGUGUGCAAGAAGGUGUUUCAACAGUCUCAAGUGCCAAGGAUGAAGAUCCUGUAGCUGCCACUAGGGAAUUAAUUGAGAUGUGGAGAUUGCUUGGCAGAGAAGUACCAGAACACAUCAGUGAAGAAGAGCUCAAAACCAUUAUGGAAUGUGAUUCUAAAUCAUCAAAAAAAAAAUAUUUAAAAUAUUUAUAUCUUAGGGAGAAAAUGAAGAAAGCUAAGCAAAUAAAAAAGGAAAUGAAAGCAGCAGCAAGGGAAAAAGCAAUACAAGACCAGCUGCUAGAAACCACUAACCAAGAUAAACAGCAAGACUUUCUAUUUCUACGACUUUGGGAUAGGAAUAUGGACAUAGCAAUGGGCUGGAAGGGUGCCCAGGCUAUGCAGUUUGGACAACCUUUGGUUUUUGACAUGGCUUAUGAUGAUUAUAUGAAACCAAAAGAACUGCAGUAUACUGUUUCUCAACUUCUAGAAAGUGAAGGAUGGAACAGAAGAGAUGUCGAUCCUUUCCAUAUUCAUUUCUGCAAUCUUAAACCAGAUAGCCCUUUUCGUAGAGAGUUAAUUAAACGUUAUGGAGAAAAAUGGAACAAAUUGCUUUUAACAGCAACAGAAAAGUCUCACGUAGAUUUAUUUCCAAAGGACAGUAUUAUAUAUUUAACUGCAGAUUCUCCCAAUGUUAUGACUACUUUCAAGCAUGACAAAAUUUAUAUAGUGGGAUCUUUUGUUGAUAAGAAUAUGCAGCCAGGCGCAUCCCUAGCCAAGGCAAAACGGCUGAAUCUGGCAACAGAAUGCUUUCCGUUAGAUAAAUAUUUACAGUGGGAUACUGGUACAAAAAAUCUCACCAUAGAUCAAGUAACACGUAUUUUGUUAUGUCUGAAAAACACUGGUAGUUGGGAAGAGGCUCUGAAGUUUGUUCCUAAGAGAAAACAUACAGGUUAUCUGGAGGUUUCUCAACAUCCUCAAGAAUUUGUCAACAGAAUAAAAAAGACUAUUAAUUCAUUUCCAAAAGGCUCUCUAAAUAAAUACACACAGAAAAAGUGACUUGAAAGAGAAGUACUUGAUAGCUUAAGAAAAAAAAGGAUUGGAAAUUGUUUGUUUCUUCCUGAAUGGAAUUCACUUGCUCUUUAAAGAGUUGUCUUUCCAAACAAGUAUUGUAUCUUUCCCCAAUUUAUUAAAUAUCUGCAAACUUUGGAAAUAUAUUUUGUUUACAUAAAAAAAAUUUAGAAAGUAAAAAGAGUUGUCCAAGUUUGUUGAGCCCAGUAAAACAGUUGUAUCAUU